AUGACUAAUAUUUCUACGGAAAGACUAUAUUACACUGAUACUUACUUAGAUAAAUUAGAAAUUAAGAUAUUAGAGAUAGGUCAAGAUGAUAAUGGCAGUUAUGUGAUAUUCGACAAAACUAUUUUCCAUCCACAAGGAGGUGGGCAACCCAACGAUGAAGGCUGCUUAGAAAUAGCAGGUCAACGCUAUGCUGUUAAGAAACUGGGGGAUAAGGUUAUCCAAACAAUUGAUCGGGCAAAACGACUUCUCUAUUCUCGUUUACAUUCGGCCGGUCAUUUGUUGGAGGAUGCCGUUAACCAACUUUUUCCUUCUUUAAAAGGUAUCCGCGCCAACCAUUUUCCCAAUGGCCAAGCUUUUGUCGUUUUUGCGGGUGAAAUCCCAGUUGAUAUUCAAGCCAACAAAGAAAAAAUCUCUAACUUGGCUAAUGAACUAAUAAAAAGAAAUCUUGCCAUAAAGGUUGAGUAUAAUGGUCAGAUCAGAACUGUCAUCAUUGGUGAUUUUGCCGCUCAUGCUUGCGGAGGAACUCAUGUUAAAAAUACUUCUGAAAUCAAAGAAAUUGUUGUUCGCAGUAUCAAAAAAGAUAAAGAUAAUAAAAUCGGUGGUGGUUUUCUAAUUAUUAAAAACAGUUCAACUAAAACUAACGAUUUUUCCAAACCGCCAGAGGAGCAAAGGAAGCCAACUCCACCACAAGAUAAUCCGUUGCCCGACCGACCAAAUAAUCCUCCUCAAUUACCACAACCCAAACCCAACCCAGUCAAUAACGAUAAAACUGAACUAAAAGAUUUUACGCUUUCUUAUUCGGAAAAUGAGGUAGUAAAAAAAAUAGCAAAAACUGGUCUUUUUGACAACCAACUAACUCUUUUAGAAAGAAACUUUACUUUAACUCCUGAUUCGCCACUAAAAAACGACCCUGAUUUUCUAGAGCGUUUUAAAGCUAAGUCAAAAGACGUUUACUUUGACUAUUCCCAACAUACCGGUGGCGAUUAUGUUUUUAUUGAUAACCAAAUACAGGGAGGAAAAUCGGAAAAAGAUUGUGAUAAAUGUGUUUUUUCUCCCGAUAUUCUUCGAUCAAAAAAUUACUGGCUAAAAACCACUUACAAAAUCAACCUAAACGGACUGAUAAAGAGUUUGAAAUAUCUUAUUUAG
This is a messenger RNA of Entrophospora sp. SA101, 1146 nucleotides long. Lineage: Eukaryota; Fungi; Glomeromycota; Glomeromycetes; Entrophosporales; Entrophosporaceae. The record is from the annotation of a GenBank genome assembly.